GUAUGUGUAGGAUGAUGUACUGUAUUUUCUGAAACAGGUAAUAGAUUUGGGACACGGCCCUACAUGACCCCGCAUCUCCGUUGUGAAUCACGGUGGUGGGAACAUCUAAAGAUCUGAGGUUUCACCAUAAAAAAAAAACUUUGACUUGUCAUUAUGCAGGAGACACUUGGAAUCUUAUGCACAUUCAUUUAAAAGAUAUUUACUGAAUCGUUUCCUGAAGGAGCCUAGAACAAGGUCAUGGUUUGUAUUUGUGGCUAUAAGAUCCAGACCCUCGUGUGAUCUGCUGGCCUAGAAGAUCCCAAAACUCCAACCGUGGCCAUACAGGUCCAACAGAAAAUCCCAGAGUAAGAAAUAAGAAGCGUGUUGUUCUUCAGGAGUCAUGUAUCUGCAGACCUACUGAUCAUGUCCUGAGAUCGUCCUCAUCUUGUUCCAGAUUUUGGUCCAUGAAGCACAUAAAUCUAUAAACAGCGUGCAGACGAGUCUGAUACCCGCAAUGUUUAAAUGCAGCCGCCAGAGGGCGCACUAACACUGCACCAUUGGCCUCAGUACCGCAGAAUCAGACUGCUUUCUGAUCAAAGUGCGAUUUAUUUUAUUUUUUUCAGGUUAAAUUAAAAUUCUAAACUCUUCAUGAUUAUAUCAGUGAAAGCAGCUGAAGUUUGUCCUUAUAAGAAGGAAUUUCUGGAUGUAGAAUGUACUGGUGUUUUGUAAAUGAACUGGUGUUGGUGCUGGUCAGGAAUUUCAUGGUUCCUCAAAACUGCAUCAGAUGUUGAUUUUGAAUAUUUGUGUAAAUGAUGGUUGUAAUGUCACUGAGUCCAUGGUGUAAAAUCUCAACAUAUUCCACAUCAAUGAUGCUGAUUUUUAAUGAAGAACUAAUAAGGAACCACCUACUGGUGUUUCCUACUGCUUUGUUCAUGGGUCUGACGGUGUGUGUGUGUGUGUGUGUGUGUGUGUGUUUUUAUCACUCAGCAUCUCUCCACAAUCAGUGUGUGGUGCUGCUUUACUCCAGAGGUAAACCGAGAAAGAGGAACUCUACUUCCCAGAACACACCAUGGCCUACAAACAUGGCUACCAUCAACUCUAUAAUCAACACCAAGCCAUGCUGAUCUCACACACACACACCUGUUUCCAAUCACUUCCUCACACUAAUACACACUUUCAGAAUGACUCUCAGUAACAUGCCAGUUGUUCUCGCCUUUGGAUUUGAAUUUUGACCUUCAGUUGCCCUUGAGAUUGAGUAGAGAAGUUUCUUUUCCAAAGUUUGGUUGACAUUUUGUAUUUAUCUGCCAGCUUUAAUAAAAUUCUGAACUGCAGCUGCAUCAUUCACUCUGUGUGUGUGUGUGUGUGUGUGUGUGUGUGUGUGUGUGCUGUAAAAAAAUCCAGUUUAUAUGUUUAAUAACUGAUGAAACAACAAAGAGUUUCUUUUUAGUAAACAAAGUCCAGAAAGUGGUAUGAAGACGUCAUGUUGGAGUUCUUGGAGCAGUUCCUUCGUGCCUCAGGGCAGAAUUAAGCACAAACACAUGAUGCUUCAACUCGUGAUUUUCUCCAUGCGAUUAAAGGAAUGGAGGGAUGGAGGACUUUUCUCAUCUUUCUCUUCCUGUUGGUCAGUGGAAAAGCAACUGGAUUUUGGUUUUCUUCAGAUCGACGUUCUAACUUUAGACUUUCUGUGGUUUAAAACCUGCAGCUUUUUUUAUUUAUUAUUUUUUACACACUGACACAAAACAAAAGCAUGGCUUCUCCUCGCCUCGAGACCUUCUGCUGCCCGAACCGUGACGCUGCGACGGAUUUUAUCAUUAACUUCCAGCCCGUGUUCUUCACCGCGAUCUGUGCAGGAAGUGCCGGAUUGAGCACCAUCUUCUUUCUCCUGCAGAUUCUCCCUAAAAAGAGGGGGUACAGGAGAAUCACGACGUACCCGCUUCCAAAACCGGCUUCUUCAUCCAGGAUUCUGUUCAUCAUAAGUGUGUGUGAUGUUCUGGGAUGUGUGGGAAUCAUUAUAAGAUCUUCAGUGUGGCUCGGACUCCCAAACAUCAGCCAGCAGAUCUCAGUCACUAACAGCAGUAACGUGUGGCCUGAGGUUUUCUGCAUAGGCAGUGCUAUGUGGAUCCAGCUGUUCUUCAGUGCCUCCUUCUGGUGGACGUUCUGCUACGCCGUGGACGCGUUCCUGGUGGUCAAACGAUCAUCGGGCAUCAGCACCAUCGUCCUGUAUCACAUGAUCACUUGGGGUUUGGCGGUGCUGCUGUGUGUGGAAGGUGUAGCGAUGCUUUACUACCCCUCACUCUCAAGCUGUGAAAACGGUCUUCAGCACGCCGUCCCUCACUACGUCACCACUUACGCUCCGAUGCUCUUGGUGCUCCUAGUCAAUCCGAUCCUGUUCACACACACCGUCACAGCUGUUACUUCACUACUGAAAGGACGUCAAGGAAUUUACACAGAAAACGAGAGACGUUUAGGAGCAGAAAUCAAAAUACGCUUCUUCAAAAUUCUCCUGGUCUUUGUUAUCUGUUGGCUGCCAAACCUGAUCAACGAGAGUUUAUUAUUUUACCUGGAAAUGCAACCCGAUGUUCAGGCUGCUGAUCAAAAAAACAUCCGUAAUGCAGCUCUCAUCACCUGGUUCAUUAUGGGAAUUCUGAACCCCAUGCAGCCCUUCCUCAACACUCUGGCCUUCCACGGCUGGACAGGUUUAGACAUAGACCUGAGUCUGCAGAGACGGCGUGAGCUACCCUGGGAUUCUGCCUCCACCUCCAUAGUCGCAGCUGGAGGUUACAAUCCCAUGAUGCCGUCCACGCUGCUCUACCAAAGCCAUGUCCAGGAUGGAAAGAAGUUGACGGGGAAUGGACACCAAAUUUCUUCAGAUGCAGUCAGCAUCCUGUCUGAAAGUUCUGCGUCCAGCACACUUGAGAUCCACAUGUCCAGUGAAGAAGCAGAAUCAGGAGGGAUGGAGGAGACACAGAGGAGAUAAACGAAAGAGUCCUGGAGAACAUUUUGGAGAAUCUCUGCUGAAGUAAACAUGACAUGAACGUGAUCAUGAAGCUCAGCUCACAUCUUACUGUCCAUAAACACAUUCUGGUGUUACUGCCAGAAACCAAACACAUCAGAGGAUUCUGUAAAGUAAAGAAGUUCAAGAAGAAAAAAAGAUGCAGAGCCUGAAUGAGGAAGGAGAUGGAGAACUUUACACAAAUACACAAGACUCUUCAGCUAAAAGCUGUAACUUCAUUCCUACAAGAAUUUCUUUUAAACCUUCAAACCUUGUGGUCAAACCCACACUUUUUCACCGCAUUUUCAGAGAAGCCGCUAAAAACUGAAAGCUUUAACUCUAAUAAAAGACUGACACUAGA
This is a messenger RNA of Silurus meridionalis, 3332 nucleotides long. It is a transcript of the gene gpr143, whose product is annotated as G protein-coupled receptor 143. Gene Ontology annotation, cellular component: melanosome membrane; plasma membrane. Gene Ontology annotation, molecular function: L-DOPA receptor activity; L-DOPA binding; dopamine binding. Bases 1727 to 2956 code for a protein of 409 amino acids. The transcript is spliced from 10 exons. Gene Ontology annotation, biological process: melanosome organization; G protein-coupled receptor signaling pathway; regulation of calcium-mediated signaling. The record is from RefSeq and is a predicted model, not a curated record. NCBI's taxonomy places the organism in Eukaryota, Metazoa, Chordata, Actinopteri, Siluriformes, Siluridae.